AUGGUCCUGGCUCGCCUGUGGCGCUCAGCGGGGCCGGGGGGAUGCCGUGCGCUGCUGCUGGCAGGGCUCCUGCUGCUGCUCCUCCGGCAGGUGGCCAAGCAACUCAGUGCUGUGGGGCUGGGGCUGGGCCUGGCCGUGCAGCAUCGGGGGCCCCCUCACCCGCCCCCUCUCUCCCGCCGCAGGGAGGUGGGUAGAACCAGCCGCACCGAGCCGCUGCGGGGGGAGACCUCUGGCCGCCCGCCCCCCAACGUGGUGUUCGUGAAGACUCACAAGACAGGCAGCAGCACCCUACAGAAUAUCCUCUUCCGCCUGGGUGAGCGGCACCACCUCACCGUCGCCUUCCCCCACUACACUUACCAGUUUGCCUACCCCCAGCCCUUCGCCGCCACGUUCGUGGAGCCGCUGCCGCCGGGCGCCGCCCGCUACAACCUGCUGCUCAGCCACCUGCGGCUAGCAGCCGGCGAGCUGCGCCGGGUCAUGCCCCCGGACAGCCUCUACCUCACCAUCCUGCGCGACCCUGUCCGCACCUUCCCUUCCGUCUUCGCCUACUACCGCAGCACCGUGCCUGCCUUCCAGGCCCUCGCCAACCACCCCCAGCCCCUGGCCGCCUUCCUGCAGGCCCCGGCGCGGUACUACGACCCAGCCGACGCGGGCAACGGGCUGGCCAGGAACCCCAUGGCCUUUGACCUGGGGCUGGAGGCCGGUGGGGAGGAAGGGGGCAGCCAGUGGGACCGGGAGUUGGAGCGGCUCAACCGGACCUUCCAGCUGGUGCUCAUCGCCGAGCACUUCGACGAGUCCCUGCUGCUGGCACGGGAGCUGCUGGGGCUGCACCUGGAGGAGCUGGCUUACGUGCGGCUCAACGCCCGCCGGGGGGGCGGGGACGAGGCCUUGGCCCCGGGGCUGGCGUGGCGGAUCCGGGCGUGGAACUGGCUGGACGUGCGGCUGUACCGGUACUUCCAGGCCGUGCUGUGGCACCGGGUGGAGCUCUACGGCUACACGCGCAUGAAGGGCGAGCUGGAGGCCCUGCGCGCGCUGCUGCGGGAGACCCGGGAGACCUGCCUGGCCGGAGAGGCCGUGGGGCCGGAGGAGACGGCCGACGAGCUGCGGCCCUGGCAGCCCGACACCGCCGCCAUCCUGGGCUACAACCUGCGGCCCGGCCUCCCCCCGGCCCAGCACGCCAGCUGCUACCGCCUGGUGCUGCCGGAGCUGCAGUAUCACGCCCGCCUUUACUACCAGCAAUACGGCAGGGAGAUGUGCGCCCUGCCGUGUGACUAGUAGGGGACAGGCCAGGGGGAGCCCCAGGGCCCAGAGCAGGAGGCAGGACAGCUGGGGCUGCCUCGCUGCUGUGUCACUGCCCCAUCCCUGCUCCUGGCCUGACACCCCCCCUUUGCCUAGCUAGACUGAGCCCUUCAGGCCAGCCCUCCAGGGGACGGGGACCAUGAGAUUAGUGGGUGCAGCGCCCAGCCCUACCUCCCUCCCCUGAGCACCCGGGGGCCCUGCUCUUAGCCACUGCCGUAGCUCACCCUGGAGAAGCUGGGAGCAGCCCUGCCACGCCCUGUGUCACAGGCAGGCCCCAGGUUUCGCCUUCCCGCAGGACCGUACAUGGGAGGCCCAAGGGGCACCAGACUUCGGCAGGUUGAGCUGCCCCCCCCCAACUCUGUCCUGAGCUGGGGGCACCCACCCUAAAUAAACCAGGUCCAUUCGAAAGCAGCAGCUGAGGCUGAUGUUCUGACACUGCUGCAGGAAGACCCUGCUCCGUUGGGCUGCCCCAGGCUGGGGGGGGAAGGGUCAGCUGCCCUGAGGGGUGCUGAUGAGGGGAGUGGGGAGAGCCUGCCCCCCACACCCCCCUACUACACUGGGCAAACAUGGCUGGUUCCAUUCCCAUGCUAAAGCCCUCUCAGCCUGCCGCCACUCUGUAAGCCAUGGGGCCCCUGACUCCAGCUUUCUGCUGUGCUGGAUUAGA
This is a messenger RNA of Gopherus flavomarginatus (Mexican gopher tortoise), 1963 nucleotides long. Its product is annotated as galactose-3-O-sulfotransferase 2-like. Bases 1 to 1275 code for a protein of 424 amino acids. Gene Ontology annotation, biological process: glycolipid biosynthetic process. Lineage: Eukaryota; Metazoa; Chordata; Testudines; Testudinidae. Gene Ontology annotation, molecular function: galactosylceramide sulfotransferase activity. The transcript has 2 exons. The record is from RefSeq and is a predicted model, not a curated record. Gene Ontology annotation, cellular component: membrane.